Messenger RNA from Ascochyta rabiei, 675 nucleotides. RefSeq lists its product as uncharacterized. Gene Ontology annotation, molecular function: transcription coactivator activity. The record is from RefSeq and is a predicted model, not a curated record. Gene Ontology annotation, biological process: transcription by RNA polymerase II. NCBI's taxonomy places the organism in Eukaryota, Fungi, Ascomycota, Dothideomycetes, Pleosporales, Didymellaceae. Gene Ontology annotation, cellular component: nucleus. The transcript has 2 exons. Bases 1 to 675 code for a protein of 224 amino acids.
AUGGCCAAAGGAAAGGGCGGCGCAGGAGGAGGCGAGAACUUGGGCAGCAAGAAGGCACAAGGCCAGGCGCGCAAGGCCGACGCCGCCAACGCGAAGAAGGCCGUAGCAAACGCAAAGGAGCAAGAAGCAGAGGCCGUCAAAUGGGACAAGGGCGCAAAGUCCAACGCCAAGGCUGAUGCUGCCGCCGAAAAGGCCGCCGAAGCCGCGCGCAAGAAGGCCGAGAAAGCCGCCCUCCUCGCUGAGGAAGAGGCAUCCCUGCCCUCGAAACCCAAGGGUGCCGGCGCAAAGAAGGCAGAGAAGAAGCCUUCGGGCCGCGGCAUCGACUCGGCGCUGGGCUCCUUCGACAGGCCCUCAGCGCUCAACGCAACCGGUAUUGACAACGCGCUCGAUGCGCUCGACCUCACAUCCGACAACAAGGACAAGCUGGACCGCCACCCGGAGCGCCGCUUCAAGGCUGCGUACGCCGCGUUCGAGGAGCGGAGAUUGGAAGAGAUGAAGGACGAGAAGGGUCUCAGGCGGCAGCAGAAGAUUGAUCAGAUCAGGAAGGAGUUUGAGAAGCACCCGGACAAUCCGUUCAACCAGGUCAACGCGACUUACAACGCGAGUCGAGAGGAUAUGGCGGCUAUCCGCGAGGGCGUCAAGGGCGAGAAGGAGAAGAGGUUGGGUGGCAAUUAG